UGGGGGCGGUUGCCAUGUAGACCUCUGUUGGGUGUAAUGGCGUCUGUGGGUCACAGGAGCAGAUCUGUGGAUGUCCAGGUGGCUCUGCAGAAGGCCAGGAGGAAGAUCUGCGAUCUGCAGCAGCAGCUGGAAGAAAAGAGUUUGGAGGAUCAAAAAGUCUCCAGUCCUUCACCAUGGACCUCCAAGAAGGAGCUCAGGGACUCCCUGGUGGACAUGUACAAAGAUUUUUUGGACUUGGAUGAGACUUCAAAGCAACUGAGAGUUAAUCCCAGAGUAAACGAGGAGCUGCAGCAGCGUCUUCCCUCACCUUCCAGGCAGCACCUUAGCAACACCCACAGAUCAGGAAGCAGCCUGAGCCUGGACCACACCUCACCUCAGGCCCUGUAUCCUAUCAGCAGUUCUCCAUCUCCUGUCUGGAGGACAGCCUCUCCUCAGUCCCCUUCCUCCACCAGGAGCUCGUUGGCUCUUCUAUCUUCAGGUUUUCCAGGAGGUUCCGGUGAGAUGGAAGCAGACGUGGUGCCGAGCAGCGAUCCUUCUCCUUGGGCAGAGAGCUCUGAGCCCUGCAUAGAAGCAGCAGCAGCAUUCAGAGGUCCAGAUUUGCCUGCCAUGGGAAGAAACCUGCUCUCUGGUCACAGCAGCUCCCCUCAGAUUCCUGCAUCCAGCCCACAUCAGAGCCCAAACAUCUCACUCUUGCUGAAGGAACUGGACGCUCUGAGGGAACUCAACAGCACACUUCAAAAGCAGAUGGUAGAGAAGGAGAAGGAGCUGCUGAAGAGGGAGUUGGAUGAGGAGCUGAACGAGCAGCAUCGAGAAGCCAAACACUGGGAGAGACCAACAGCGGUGUUGGAGGAGUUGCUGGCAGCACAGAAGGACAGAGAUCAGGCUCUGAUGUCACGUCUACUGCUGGCCAAUGAGGAGAGAGACGAAGCUUUACUCCGGGCCCGCCAUCUGCAGCAGGCAGCUGAGUCAGAUGAUAUCAGCCUGCAGGGAGCUGAUAUGGACAUUCAAGAUCUCCUGCGGCGCGUCUGUGAGGCUGACUCCGUCCAUGAAGUGCGUCAGUUCGGCUCGGCUUUAGUUCAACAUCUGCAGCUUGCUCAGCAAAGGAGAAAUGAUAUCACAGCCCAGGAGAUGACGGCUGUGAUGGAGGAGAGGGACAAAUCUGUUGACAAAUGUAAAUGGAUGAAAGAGGACCUGCUGCAGCAGAAGGACCAAUCAGUCAGCCAGGAGGAGCUGCUGAGGCUGCAGAAGGAGAGAGAUGAAGCUCUGGACCAACAACGUCAGCUUGAGGCCCAAAUCCAAGCAUUACUAGCUGAUCCCAGCUCUCAGGCCGGCAUCACGUCCUCCCAGCAUUCCCUUCCAGCUGACGUCUCUGCAGAUCAGAAGGACUUGUCCUCUCAGGUCCAGACGCUGGUGGUCCAACUGCAGCAGCUGUCCAGAGAGAAGGAGAGCACGGCGGCAGAGCUUCAGCGCAGCCAGGAGGCUGAACGGGAAGCUGAUGAGAGGGUUCGCAGGUUGGAGCGCCUGGUGGAAGUGCUGAGGAAGAAGGUUGGAGCAGGAAGUCUGCGCGCCGUCAUCUGAUCCAUGUUUUUCAUUCAGAUCUGUGGAAAUGGACUGAUGGUUUUUAGAUCUUCCUCUUCGUUGUGAACCCUGCAGCAGCAGCUGCU
Molecule: messenger RNA, 1664 nt
Organism: Cyprinodon variegatus (sheepshead minnow)
Lineage: Eukaryota; Metazoa; Chordata; Actinopteri; Cyprinodontiformes; Cyprinodontidae
Gene: mipol1
Product: mirror-image polydactyly 1
Exons: 15
Coding region: 37-1578 (513 amino acids)
Source: RefSeq, a predicted model, not a curated record